AUGAACGAAGCCCAGUCCUUUGGCGAGCGUAGAGGGCACAAGCUUGCGCCGCUUCAAACGAAUUUUAGCCGACCAGCAGCAAAAUCUCGUUUACAGCGACCUCGGCCGACAGAAUAUCCCGGUACCAAUGGUACAGAAGGUCCGGUUCCGCUGCGAAGCCCAGUCGAAAGUACAGUGAAGCGCCAGUCUUCAAAAUCCAGUUUGCGCAAUCUUUUUGGUCGUGACAAGUCGCGUGUCGCACCAAACCCCAAAUUAAACGAAAUUGAUGAGGCGCAAUUGCCCGAGCCCCAAACCGCUAUUUUCACCGAAACACCCAUGUCGCCCUCCCUCUUGAGCCCGCGAACUAUAGACUCAAAUCCGACUAUUACCUCCCCCACCGACCCGCGAUCUCGAGCGACUUUGAAAACUGCCCGUUCAAAACCCCCAGAUCCCUCAAUACCUACCCAGGACAAAUAUGGCUGGAAACCGCCUCCAUUGUUCCAAGCAUACCCCCAAUCCACCAAGCAUGAUUGCCUGGCCGCACCGGCUCUCUCUGCGGACUCCAUCUUGCGCUUGCAUGCGACAUCCGCGAGAACCUCGGCCGAGGAUACUCCUGUCAAUGCGCUAGAGCUCGAUGAGGCUGCCGAUGCCGCUCGCAAGAAGCGCGAACAAAAGCAGAGAAAGCAUCUCCGGACAUUAUCUGGUACCAUCAACAAGGUGGAAUGGACGCAGAAGAUAUAUGUGUUGGCAAAUGUUGGUUAUAUUCUUCAGUAUGCAGGCGAAGGAAAACAUGAUCGUCUCCCAGAGCGGAUGCUUCUUUUGGGUCCUCACUCCGUCGCGUUCGCUAGCGAUGCCAUCCCCGGGAAACACUGGGUGCUUCAAGUGUCUCAUAAUCCCACAGCCGACGUUGAUUCCACCGUCCCCGAGCCACCCAAGCCUCGUUUCUCGCGAUUUGGCUUCCACAAGUCCAACCACCGCCGUUUCUCGCGCAGCUUCCUUAUGGUCUUUGAUAACCCGGAAGCUAUGAUCAGUUGGUUGGUCGCGGUUCGAGCUGAGAUCGAGAGACGGGGUGGACCCAAACUCACGCAGGAAAAACACUUGGAUGAGGAUACGAUGCCUCAAUUGCGAUCCAAAACCAGUAUUCGUCAGAUGGUGAAGAAAGAUCCCCAUCGUAUUUCCAGCUUGUUCCUUCAGCCGCAGACUCUCCAAUCCCCUACCGAGGAGGACGACGGUCAGUCUGUCGGUGGGGCAACAUGGCAAUCUCGACGCAGCUCAUAUGUAUCCGCCGGACGUCGCUCGGUUAUUGAAUCGCGAUCAGGAUCGGUCUCAACUGGUCGUACAGAGGCCACAAACCCUACCAACGGUUCCGCCUCUUUCGCGUCCGACGUGCGCUCUUCGUCUUUCACUUCUUCAAAUAUACCCAAUUCCCCACCGGUGGCCAAUGGCACUUUCAGAUCCGAUGAGCCUCUGCCGGAAGAGCUUGAUCGAUUCUUCGCCCGUAGUCCACCCCCUGCUAGCCAAGGGAGGCGUCAAUCCACUUUUAUAUCUCAGCCUGCACAGCCUCCGCCCAUCACCGACUUCACUGAGGAACCACAGUCCAACUAUCCCCUCACCGUGCCCGAAGAACUAGUCCGGUGUGCUUCACCCCCAGCCCCAAAUUUCAGUGUUCCCUCAUUCAGCAAGAAAUUUGUCCCACGGGGCGGGCCAAUCCCUGUCCAUGCCUCUCCCCCGACUUCAUCGCAUGCCUUUGUACGGCGGGGCUCGAACGACCCAAGUCUGUCAACAUUCGCCUCUCCACAGCAGUCUCCGACAUUCAGUGUAGCCAGCUCGCGCUAUAUCGAGAAUUCCGAGCCCAGGCGCAUCUUGCGUCCCUCGAAUUCCGAAUAUGCCCUGGCCAAGGCUGUGCGGCCUUCGCAAAGCCCCAACCGUUUCUCCCGUGAGCCUAGGACGGCCCCACCGUCAAAACCUCUACCUGAUCCUCAUUCUCGUCCUUUGAGUCUGCUUGGCCGCCCUGGUGUGGGUUCUCAGACUAUCAGCGAGACAGAGGUUGAAGCGGCCUCUUGUCCAGCAGAACCUGCGCGCAGCCGAGUCUCAACAGUUGACCCCGAUAAUCAGGCUUCCCCAAGCAUGGUGCGUCGCAAGAGCAUGCCAGGACUGGGUAUUGCGAUCGGUCCUCCAUCUGCACCGCCUCCCAACUGCCCUCUUCCCAAACUUCCCCCGCUCGCCAAUUCAGGAAAUCCCACCGCCGCUCCCCCUGUUUCUCUCUCCAUUUCUGCUCCUGAUACCCCUACCACCGCCACGCCCACCACGCCACAGGCCCAGGCCCUUGGGCCCUGGUCCGCGACCUCUCCCACAUCACGAUUCUACGGAUCCCAGACAGUGCGCGAUCACGUCGAAGACCGACGCAGAAGCGGCAACGCGCCCCUCCCACAGUCCCUGCCUUCAAAGAACACAGCUCGGCACUCGAAACUGGUCAAAGGACCCCGCUCUAGUCACUAG
Penicillium soppii is the source of this 2478-nucleotide messenger RNA. RefSeq names its product peptidase family M20/M25/M40 protein. The coding region runs from base 1 to 2478 and encodes 825 amino acids. Lineage: Eukaryota; Fungi; Ascomycota; Eurotiomycetes; Eurotiales; Aspergillaceae. The record is from RefSeq and is a predicted model, not a curated record. The transcript has a single exon.